GUUGUUCAAAACACGUUUGUGAUAAAUUCCCCACCGGCUCCACCAAUAAGGAAACUAUAAACUUGAACCAGACUUUCAGUUCCCUACUGUUUUUAUUUUGUGAAUAGUGUGAUUUAUUCAGGUAACAUUCAUAUCUGUAAAUCACGCAUUUAAGAUCUGUAUUUACUUCGAACAGAAAUGAAGAGGCUGUGUCUUUUGUUUUUUUUCUAUGUUGCUGCGACCUUCGCCAGUGCUGAUGAGAUGAAAGCAGCCACAGUGUACUGGGAUGCUACACAUAAGACUGUACAACUGAGAGAAGGAGUGAUAGAAAAAGAGGGGGAUGCAUAUGGAUACCUCAAUGACAGCCUCUCUCAAACGGGCUGGAGUGUACUGGAGAUCCGUGCAGGGUAUGGGGAGACCCUUGAGCAUGAUGAGGUCACCUACUUCCUUGCGGGAUACCUAGAGGGCUUCCUCACUGCACCGCAAAUGAUUAGUCACUACGCCAACAUGUAUCCCCAGCUGAUCAAGGACCCCAAAGUUUUAGGUCCAGUGGAGCGCUUCAUGGUGAAGCAGGACUCGUGGACCAGGGAGCAGGUGAAACUGAACAGGAGCACUGAUCCUCUGUGGCACCACACUGGCUUCAUAGUGGCCCAGAUGGACGGACUUCAGGCGGRGGUCGCACACUGGGCCAAGAAACAAGGGAAAGAGGUGCCUGCUGUACCUACCUGGGUAGCGCCUGAGAAGUUGCCCGUGGCACUGUUAACCAUGUUCCUUUCUCUUUCAGACUACAAAAAUGACCCCUACUCCAAGGGUGACCCAUGCAAGUCCAUCUGUUGCCGUAAUGACCUGAGAGAGAAAGACCCCAGCCCAGGAGGAUGCUAUGACACCAAGGUGACUGAUUUCCACAUGGCGCAAGAGUUCAGAGCGGAGGCGGUGAACGGUCCCACGACGCAGGGUGACCUCCCUCCCUUCUCCUGGGAGAACUUCAAUAGUACGGCUCACCAGGGUCUGCCAGACCACUACGACUUCCCCUUCAUCAGCAUGCAGCCUGCACUCUUCAUGCCCUGAGAGAGGUGCCAUAGGGGAGGAGGGAAAAGGUUGGAAGAGUUGCCUAUGGGGUUAGGGUAAUGGAGGAGGGAGGUUAAUGCAGAUAGACUUUAAUACUAUCAUCUUUAUUUACAGUCCAAUGUAGUAAAUCAGCCUCGGGGAGAAAUGCUGCAAUAAUGAUCAAGCUUCAAGGAAUUCUUAUUUUAUCUGUGUUUUGUCUAUAGCCUACCUAAUUUUUUUCUUCAUGCACUCAGUUGACCUAUGUCUUGGACAUUGACUAAGAGUUGCUGCUGUACUGCUGUCAUUUAGACAUAUUUUGAAAGAUGCUGAAUCAAUGUAGAAAAUUAUUGAAGCCUGGUUUGUUCGGUGCCAAAUACUAUUUUUGUUUAAAUUCAGGUCAAUGACCUUAACCUAGAUUAAAAUUCAGUACCCUUUGUAUUAUAAUCAAAUCCUGACCCUGAAACUAAUUACAAUCAUGUUGUCAUAUGUUGAAUUCACUAUAUGAUAAUAUCAAUGCAAUUCUCAGGGCUCAUGUUUCAUGUUUGUUGCAUGGCCUGCUGCUACGGUGGGUGUUUCUAUUUUUAUACAUGGAAGAAUAAUUUUGAACUUUGUACUUGUUUGAUGUCUUGGAAAGCUGCACUUCAGAAAUGUAUUUUUUAUGAUCAUUGUUAAUAAAUUUGAACAGUGCCCAUAACUUU
Salvelinus sp. IW2-2015 is the source of this 1724-nucleotide messenger RNA. Lineage: Eukaryota; Metazoa; Chordata; Actinopteri; Salmoniformes; Salmonidae. The record is from RefSeq and is a predicted model, not a curated record.